GUCCUUAAAAUUGCAUAAACCGUGGGACAAAAAAGUCCCAUGACAUUUGGUGUGUACGGUAAAGACACAGGCGAUUUGCAGGGGUUCCUGCGGGAAAAGGAGUUCUCAUCGGGCUCCAUUGUUGCUGCUGCUAGGACCUCGGAGCAGGACGACUCCAAGCUAGAACUGCUUACCGCCUCAGCGUCUCGAGGGAAGGUGCCGCAGUGCUGCUGUUACAAUGGACGAACCGCUGCUGCUGGCCCUGCCGGACGACGCGCUGCUGGCCGUGCUGGCGUUCCUGCCGCCGAGACAGCUCUUGGACUGCCGUGUGCUGUGCCGCCGCCUGCGCGACCUAAUCUGAAAACUGAACAAUCUGAGGGCAAAGAAUCAAUUGUGGGCCAAUUUCGGCCUUUCGUCUUGUAA
This is a messenger RNA of Thrips palmi, 402 nucleotides long. RefSeq lists its product as uncharacterized. The record is from RefSeq and is a predicted model, not a curated record. The transcript is spliced from 4 exons. NCBI's taxonomy places the organism in Eukaryota, Metazoa, Arthropoda, Insecta, Thysanoptera, Thripidae. Bases 40 to 402 code for a protein of 120 amino acids.